Messenger RNA from Euleptes europaea (tarantolino), 1035 nucleotides. It is a transcript of the gene NELFE, whose product is annotated as negative elongation factor complex member E. Gene Ontology annotation, cellular component: NELF complex. The record is from RefSeq and is a predicted model, not a curated record. Gene Ontology annotation, biological process: negative regulation of transcription elongation by RNA polymerase II. The transcript has 10 exons. Gene Ontology annotation, molecular function: RNA binding. NCBI's taxonomy places the organism in Eukaryota, Metazoa, Chordata, Lepidosauria, Squamata, Sphaerodactylidae. The coding region runs from base 10 to 1035 and encodes 341 amino acids.
CAGACAACCAUGAUUGUCUUCCCGCCGGGUCUGACGGAAGAAGAGGAAGCUCUGCAGAAAAAAUUUGCCAAACUCAAGAAAAAGAAAAAAGCCCUCUUGGCCUUAAAGAAACAGCAGAGCUCCACCAGUCAAGCCAGCCAGGGAGGAAUUAAACGCUCCAUCUCGGACCAGCUGGUUGUAGACACGGCCACCGCGACGGAGCAGGCCAAGAUGCUCGUGAAAACCGGGGCGAUCAGUGCCAUUAAAGCCGAGAACAAGAACUCCGGGUUCAAGCGCUCUCGCACUCUGGAGGGAAAGCUGAAGGAUCCUGAGAAAGGGCCCACCCUGACGUUCCAGCCUUUCCAGCGGAGCAUCUCAGCAGAUGAUGAUUCUCAAGAGUCACGGCGUCCCCAGAGGAAACCUCUGUACAAAAGCUUCGUGAGCUCCAGCAAACUGCUGCGGGAUCCAGAAAAGGAUCCAGAACCCAUCAGGGAUCCAGAGAAGGAGUCCGACCCGAGCGAGAACCUGCGCAGUUUCGAGCAGGAUUACGACCGGGAUCGCAGCCGGGAGAGGAGCAGGGAUAGCGAGAGGGACCAAGAUACGGAACGGGACAGAGACCGGGACCGGGAGAGAGACCGAGAGCGUGAUCGUGAUCGUGACACAGACGACAGCUUCCGCUGUUCGGAUUCUUUCCCAGAGCGACGGGCUCCACGCAAAGGGAAUACGGUGUACGUGUCCGGGGCGGACAUGAGUCAGACCAUGCUGACCACGGCUUUUUCUGCUUUUGGGAACAUCAUUGACCUCUCCAUGGACAACCCCCGCAACUGUGCAUUCAUCACCUUUGAGAAGAUGGAGUCCGCCGAUCAGGCCAUCACCAAGCUCAACAAUGCCGUCGUGGAGGACGUGCAGCUGAAGGUCAGCAUCGCGCGAAAACAGCCCAUGUUGGACGUCGCCACCGACAAGUUGCUCUGGGGAUCGCUAGCUGUGAAGAACAGUAUCAAUGGGGCCCAUCGUGACAAGCGGUCCCAGGUGGUCUACAGUGAGGUCAUCUUCUGA